This is a messenger RNA of Hypanus sabinus (Atlantic stingray), 4637 nucleotides long. RefSeq names its product methyltransferase 23, arginine (gene mettl23). The transcript is spliced from 5 exons. Lineage: Eukaryota; Metazoa; Chordata; Chondrichthyes; Myliobatiformes; Dasyatidae. Bases 53 to 736 code for a protein of 227 amino acids. Gene Ontology annotation, cellular component: nucleus; cytoplasm. The record is from RefSeq and is a predicted model, not a curated record.
CGAGCCCCGCCUCCGCUCUCGGCGCGGCCGGCCCGGUAAAGGUAAUGAUGUCAUGAGCGGCCGGGGCUCAGUCAGCGUGAGGCGGUUUUCGUUUGCCGGUGCUCCCGAGUCUCUGGAGGUUCGCAUUCCCGAGGUACUCGAUCCUCAAUAUGGCUUGUACAUAUGGCCAGGUUCAGUGGUUCUGGCGCAGUACGUGUGGUUUAACAAAAGCAAGGUCAAAGGAAAGACCAUAUUAGAGAUUGGAGCUGGUGCAAGCUUACCCGGUGUUGUUGCAGCAAAAUGUGGUGCGAGUGUAAUUUUAUCAGAUUGUGCAGUGUUUCAGAAUUGCUUGGAUAACUGUCGGCGAAGCUGCCAGAUCAACAAUCUUGAAGAUGUGCCUGUCAUUGGUCUAACCUGGGGACAAAUAUCUCCUGAUUUGGUGCAGUUGCCACAAAUAGACAUUAUUCUAGGAUCUGAUGUGUUCUAUGAACCUGAAGACUUUGAGGACAUAUUAACAACUGUUUUCUACUUGAUGCAAAAAAAUCCAAAUGCCCUUUUUUGGACCACUUAUCAAGAAAGGAGUGCCGAUUGGUCAAUUGAAGCACUGCUGUACAAAUGGAACUUGAAGUGUAUUCACAUUCAGCUAGAAUCUUUCAGUGCAGAUGAAGAACAUCUUGCUGGAUCAGCUCUACCUGGAAGUCACACUGUUCAUAUGCUGAUUAUUGGUUUAAAGAGUAACAUUACCUCAGUAGUCUAAAGCCGCUCCCAUUCUUGUAUUUAAGAUGAUUGUCAUUUCCAUCUCAACCGCUCUAUUCCUCAAUUACUUGCAUGGGGUGAUAUUAAAAGAACAAAAUCUCAUCUUUCAAAGUAAAGUUGCUUUAUCAACUAAGGCUAUUUCAAUAAAAAAAGGUGCAAUUUCAAAAUGCAUCUUCAAUUAUAGUUUUGUAAGGAAUACAUUUUGUAUAGUUCUUGUUCAGACAGUUACAUGAAUGAUGUGGAAUUAUGGCUUAGUAAAUAAAAUAUGAUUUAAAUAAAUUGAAGCAGAGUAUUCCAAUUCAGAACAAUCCCUGCAAUGAUUAUAUGCUCCUAUUGACUAGAGCUCUAGUUUGUAAUCAAUCUUGCCCCUUUUCUGGUCUUGGGCAUGUUGGGACUGAGCUAUGUUGCUUGAGCAGUUUACAUACAUGUAGAUUGGAGUUCGAGUUGCACUACAAAUCUGAGGCAUAUGUAACCUUUAACUAUUGUGAUCCAACCUCAGCAGUUAGAAAAUCCGUUUCAUUAUUAGUGAUAAUUUGUUUAAUGGAUUCUAAAUGUAGCUUGUGUCUGGCACAAGUCUGAGACAGGCAGCAAAGUUAAUCUCUGGAUCAGUGCAUGACAACUUAUUCUAACAACUAGAGUACUUAAAUACUACUUUAGAUUACAAAACAAUAGAGAUUUUACUCUAUUUAAAUAUCUAACCCAAACAUAGCAACAAAGAUAAAUCUCGAUUAAUUGCAGUAAAAGUUAAUUUCACUGUCUAAAACUGAUAUUGUUGAAUUUAUCUCCUCAUUCUGCUUACCUGUAACAAUAUCACCAUAUGGAUUCUUGGUGAUAUUAAAAACAUUUUAAACAAAAAUAUUGUCAUCCCCAGUUUAUUGAGAAUGUUGGAAAAAUUAUUUUUUGACAGGUCCAGGUAAUGCACAAUGGAGAAAUCUUGCUAUAUGAAGUGUCUCUCCUUAGAAUUAGCAAGGCGUCCCUGCCAUCAAUAACUAGAAAGAAACUUGUCCCAUUGACCAGUGUAAAGUCUGAACUCCAAAAUGACAGAACACAUUGAAUUUAACAGCAUUAACAAAAGGCUAAUCUAAGUUUUUCUUAUGAUGGCUUCUGAAGAAUUUAAACAAAUAUCUGUGUAGCCUUGAUUUCAAUCUACCAUUUAUCACGUUCCCAAUUACUUAAUUUUACUUCCCUUUCCUGCAUGUGAACCACCCAAUUUCCAAGUAGGAUUAAGCACAAGCUACUCUAAAAAGCUAUCUCAUAAGCAAUCAAAAAAAUUACCUCAUGCGAUCCAACGUCAACCUGAUUUUCCCAAUCCCCUUGCAUAUUUAAGACCCCCAUUACAAUUGUGACAUUAGCCUUAUUGGAUGCCCCUUCCAGCUCCCUUUGCAAUCUCAACCCCACUUGUUGGCUACUAUUUGGAGACAUACGAUUCCCAUGAUGGUGUUUUUUCUUUAACUCUUGCAGUUUCUGAACUCCACCCACAAAGAUUCAAUAUUCUCUGACCCAAUCUUAUAACUUCCUAAAGAUGUAAUUCCAUCUCUUAGCAACAUAGCCACACCACCACCUAUGCCUUCCUGCCUGGCUUUUCAAUACAAAGUAAUUUAAGCUCCCAACUAUGACUUCCUUUCAGCCACGACUCUGAUGCCCACAACAUUAUAGUGACCAAUCUCUAACUGUGCCAUGAGCUUAUUCAACUUAUUCCGAAUACUACGUGAAUUUAAAUACAACAAACACCUUCAGUCCUGCAUCCUUUGCAUUUAUGAAUUUUGCCUCUUGUGGUACAAUUUAACUUUGCUCUGUCUGCAUUUGUACCCAAUCAUUGGGUUGUCCUUCCUUACAUUCAUAGUACAUCAUCUACUGGUAAAUCUGCUGGCUGAGACUUUGCUCCAUGAUACUGGUUCCAGAGCUGAUGAGAUGACUUUCUUCAAAGAAGGGGGCUUCCAUCCUCCACCAUCACUGUCCUCACCCACAUCUUUUGCAUUUCGUGCACAUCUGCCCUCACCCAUCCUCCUGCUGCCACAGCAGCAAGUUUUCCUCUCAUCCUUAUCUACCACCCCACUAGCCUCUACACCGAGCACAUAAUUCUCUGUAAUUUCUGCCAUCUCCAAUGGGAUUCAAUCACCACCAAGCAGAUUUCUUACUCCCCCCCCGCCACACACUCACACACUUUAUGCAGGGAUCGCUCCCUACACUAUUCCCUUCUCCAUUUCUCUCUCCCCACUGAUCUCCCUCCUGGCAUUUAUCUUCGCAAGCUGAACAACUGCCACACCUCUCCCCCCCCCCCCCCCCCCCCCCCAAUCUAGCAUUCAGGGUCCCAACCAGUCCAUCCAGGUGAGGCAGCACUUCACCUGUGUGUCUGCUGGGGUCAUCUAUUGUAUCAGUUGCUCCCAUUGUGGCCUCCUGUGUAUCAGUAAGAACCAACAUAGAUUGGGAGACUGCUUUGCCGAGCAGCUAUACUCCAUCUGCCUACCGGUGGCCACCCAUUUCAAUUCUACUUCCCAUUCUCAUUUUGACACGUUGGUCCAUGGCCUCCUCUCUGCCAUAACGAGGCCACGCUCAGCUUGGAGGAGCAACACCUUGAAUUCUGCCCGGGUAACCUCCAACCUGAUGGCAUGAACAUCCAUUUCUUGAGCUUCAGGUAAUGCUCCAGCAUUUUGUUGCUUUCGAUUUCCAGCAUCUGCAGAUUUUCUCAUGUAUAUACUUCAGUUAUAUAGGUGGAUUUGUGAAGUUACUGUUAAUAGAAAACUAAUUACUUCACUGCAUAAUCUUAUGGGAUAAGAUUGCCCUCAUGCAUGUAAUAUGCUGAAUAAUUAAAAAGUAAACUGGAAUGAUGCUCAGUGUCCUGUCAUUUAUUUAACUAAAAGUCACUUCUAAUCAGGAAGAAUAUCCUGAUUAUGUGGUACCAAAAUUAGUUUGUUAUAUUUUGCAGGUGGGCACAAGGGAGGAGGGUAUAUAGCUUGAGUUUCAAGCUUUUAAUUUCCAUGCUUAGGCCCAAAUGCUUUUGGAAACCUAUUCUUCAUAACACUUCUCAAAUUAGUGCUUCCAUUACAGCUGGCAGAGCCUGUUGCAGGAAAGCAGUUAACAGCAGCAUUUGAGCAUAAAACAGUCUAGGACAGGAAUACGUACUGGUCCACCUUAAUGCUCUUAAAGAGACCCAACACUACCUCCUUCAACUAAAAAUGUCCUAACAAUUAAUAUUCUCAACUCUUGUUUUACUAUCCUUCACGUCCUUCUCCUUGGUAAAUAUUGAUGUACUCAUUAAGGACCUCCACAUCCAAACCAAUGUUCCCCUCACUAGUUAUCCUCCUGAUGCAUGUAUAGAAUGUCUUGAAUUCUCUUUUAACCUACUUAUCAAGGACUUUUUAUGGACUUUCCAGGCUUUCCCAAUUCCCUUUGAGUUCUUUUCUGAGUUCUUCAUAACAUUCAAGAGCUCUGAUUGAUUAUAGCUCCCGAAGCUUUACAUACUUUUCCUUUUUCUUGACUAAAUUAAUCACAACUCUCAACAGCCAAGGUUCUCUUAUUUUGCCAUCCUAGUUCUGCUUUGUGACCGGAAUACAUUUGUUCUGCAAGCAGUUGGUCUUUAAAUACCCUCCACAUAGCUGAUGUGGACUUACCUAAAAACAGUUCCAAUUAAUUCUCCCUAGAUCCUGCCUAAUGCAAAGGUCCCACUGUUCUAGUUCUGCAUUUUACCUUUGGUAGAGCACAUUGUAAUACUGAAGAUACAACACCUGUCUGCCUGAACUGUUGGCUUUUGGUGAUUAUGCAGACCAAAGUUGGUGAAAACCAGACACUCCCUGCUUUCACCAACAUUCUGCCUUCCAGCAAGCUAGUAUCCUUUUACCCUCUCCACAAAUUUUGAUGGAGAAAAAGUAUCUUUGACCUGAAGUGCUGUCAUUUCUCACCCA